This is a messenger RNA of Thermothelomyces thermophilus ATCC 42464, 1547 nucleotides long. RefSeq lists its product as uncharacterized. Gene Ontology annotation, cellular component: cytoplasm. Gene Ontology annotation, biological process: aromatic amino acid biosynthetic process. The record is from RefSeq and is a predicted model, not a curated record. Gene Ontology annotation, molecular function: 3-deoxy-7-phosphoheptulonate synthase activity. Lineage: Eukaryota; Fungi; Ascomycota; Sordariomycetes; Sordariales; Chaetomiaceae. Bases 172 to 1290 code for a protein of 372 amino acids. The transcript is spliced from 3 exons.
GCUAGACCUCCCUGUCUCCGCGGAACUCCUCUUAACUGCGUGAAGCUCCAAUCCCUCCUACGAACUUCACCUGGAAUCUCGCGGGCGCGUGCUGCGUUCCUCCCUUUUACGUCCAAAGACAUUAUCCGUCCGAUCUCCUCGAGACAAUUCUUUACGAUACCCGGAGUCGACAUGGCGCCCCUUCAGGCCGAUGACAUGAGAGUGCUGGGCCAGGAUCCCCUCAUUCCGCCCGCCCUGCUCAUCUCCGAAAUCCCUAUGACCGAAGAGGCUCUUCAGACAGUGGUCAAGGGAAGGAGGGAUGCCGUUGGUGUCAUCAUGGGUUGGAAUGACCGCCUGCUGGUCAUCGUCGGACCCUGCUCCAUUCACGACCCCGCCACUGCCCUUGAGUAUGCCGCUAGGUUGAAGGCGCUCUCUGAGAAGCUUUCGGGGGAUCUCGUGAUCAUCAUGCGCGCCUACCUCGAAAAGCCGCGGACGACAGUCGGCUGGAAGGGCCUGAUCAACGAUCCCGACAUUGAUGAGACUUUCAAGAUCAACAAGGGCCUUCGCGUCUCCAGACAGCUCUUCCGCGACCUCACCUCGUCUGGCAUGCCCAUCGCCAGCGAGAUGCUGGACACUAUCUCUCCUCAGUUCUUGGCCGACUUCAUCUCUGUUGGUGCCAUCGGCGCCCGGACCACCGAAAGCCAACUGCACCGUGAGCUGGCCUCUGGCCUGUCUUUCCCGGUUGGCUUCAAGAACGGGACCGACGGCAGCCUCGGCGUUGCCAUUGACGCUAUUGGCGCUGCAGCGGCGAAGCAUCACUUCAUGGGCGUCACCAAGCAGGGGCUGGCAGCUAUUACCCGGACAAAGGGUAAUGAGCACGGUUUCGUCAUCUUGAGAGGAGGCUCGAAGGGCACCAACUACGACAAGGCCAGUAUCCAGGCCGCGAAAGAGACGUUGAUCAAGAAGGGCCAGAAGUUGGCCAUCAUGGUUGACUGCUCCCAUGGAAACUCGAACAAGGACCACAGGAACCAGCCCAAGGUGGCCAAGGCCGUCGCCGACCAGCUCCGUGAAGGCGAGACUGCCAUCAUUGGUGUCAUGAUCGAGUCCAACAUCAACGAAGGCAACCAGAAGGUGCCACCCGAGGGCCCUUCGGGACUGAAGAAGGGUGUGAGCAUCACUGACGCGUGCAUCAACUGGGAGACAACUGUUGAGGUUCUCGAGGAUCUCGCGGCUGCUGUCAGGGAACGCAGAAAGGUAACCGCAGGCGCCACCAACGGCUCGCCAAAGACGACACCUCUUGAGGAGGAUUAAGUCUUAUCCAUUCCCUUCGUCUCGCUUAAAAAGAGGAACAGGCCGUCAGAGGUUGGAGUCAAAAGAAAAAACAUGGUGGACCGGGUGAGGGAUGGAAGCAUGCGAGGGCUGAGCAAAAUCAAAAUCAUUAUAUCCUUUUUCUAACAGGUCUAGGGAUCAACGGGGCUACGAGCUUCUUCUUAAAAAAGUAUAAUAGAAUGCCCCGAUGAGAUCGAUGGAUCCAUUUUCGUGCAGAUUGUCUUCGUUCUCCGUGGACG